AUGGGCAGCUUAGCCACCGAAGACAACAGCAGUUUCCCAAAGAAACUGGUUCCAUCAGGCGCAUGGGACAGCCACCAUCAUAUCUUCGAGCCGGAUCGAUUUCCGUUCGCAGAAGGUCGACACUUCACACCAGCCCGCGCCUCGCUCGAAGAUUUACGGGAGUUCGAACAGUCAGUUGGAGUUGACCAUGUCUGCAUUGCUCACGGUCUCUCUUACGGACCUGACUGCAAGUCUCUUCUUUACUAUUUGGAACAGUUCAGUGGCCAGGCACGGGGUAUUUGCGUGUUAGACCUGGAAACGGUUGCAGAUGAGCUUCUGGAUGAGUACCACGAGGCGGGAGUACGCUCAGUUCGACUAGACUUUUUCCGCCACAAGGCCAUGGACAAUGUGCAGAUUCAAGCGGAGUUGAUCGAAGCUACAGCCAAACGACUGGCAAGAUGGGGCAGGCCAGGAUGGAGCAUUCAGAUUCAGCAACCUCAUCUUGAGUUCUGGCCUCGUCUGCGAGACGUAGUGGACACGUGCCCGGUGCCAGUUGUAGUGGAUCAUUUUGCCUUGAUUGAUGGGAGUAGCUACAGGGUCAAUGACUAUGUCACCAAUAUCCAGGAUGGUUCGUAUCUGACCGAAGGAGAGCGCAUCGGUCUCGCCGCGCUUUGCGAGACACUCCGAAAUGGUAACUUAUGGAUAAAGCUCUCAGCUCCGUAUCGUUGUUCAAAUCUGGCGCCCGGCUACGAUGACCUCCGGUGGCUGGUGAGGCGUUUUGUGGAUGCUAACCCGAGGCGGGUGGUUUGGGGAAGCGAUUGGCCCCACACACAACGGCAUAAGGAUCGGGUUGGCAAGAGCUCGACUAGGGAGGAAGCCUUUCUUCAGAUUGACGAUAAGGCCUGGAUUGAGUCCUUGAGUCGUUGGAUGUCGGAAGAUGAGUGGCAGCUUUUGUGGGUGGAGAACCCGGCUACGUUGUAUGACUACCAUGAGUAA
Molecule: messenger RNA, 975 nt
Organism: Aspergillus bombycis
Lineage: Eukaryota; Fungi; Ascomycota; Eurotiomycetes; Eurotiales; Aspergillaceae
Product: amidohydrolase family protein
Exons: 1
Coding region: 1-975 (324 amino acids)
Molecular function (GO): hydrolase activity
Source: RefSeq, a predicted model, not a curated record